AGAGAGUAGAGGGGUCUGGUUGGUGAGGAGGAGGGGGUAAGUUGAGUUGGGACUCCGCUCCUCGGCUGGUAUCCCAGGAAUGUGUUGAUCAUGGCGGCCGCAGUGAAGCCCGUGAAGAGCGGACUGCUGGAGCUCCGCGUUACCGUGCACCACUGGAUCCGCGUGCUCGCCACUCUCAGCGAGGACUCGUUCACCGUGAGCCCCGGAGACACCGUCGAUGAGCCCGCGCCCGGUGGCGCUCUUAACGGCGAUCCGGCGAACCUCAGCGCCUCGCCGGUACCGGACACCAUCACGAACGUCAAACGAACCGUCAGAGUCACCAAACAAGAUGUUGGAGGACUCGGAAUAAGUAUUAAAGGUGGGAAGGAGAAUAAGAUGCCCAUCCUGAUCUCAAAGAUCUUUAAAGGACUGGCGGCGGACCAGACGGAGGCUCUUUACGUGAGCGAUGCCAUUCUGUCCGUCAACGGCUAUGACCUCAGAGAGGCCACUCAUGACGAGGCUGUUCAGGCCCUCAAGAAAACUGGCAAGGAGGUCAUUCUGGAAGUGAAGUAUAUGAAGGAGAUGUCAGGGUUUUUUAAGGGCGGAUCGACGACGGGACCCCCGGUUCUGGAUUCUCCUCCAGCCACCCCACAGAAACAGACAGACCCAGCGCUAAAAGAGACCCAGACCAUCCCGCUCCGAAUGUGUCACGUGACUCGCAAACAGUGUCCACCAGACACAGAGGACAGGUAUUUCGAGGUGGUGUCGUCAGACAGGAAGAAGUGUGUGUUUCUGCGGGCUAAAGAUCACGCCAUGGCUCAGGCCUGGUACAACAUCAUCCAGACGACCAGCGCAGUGUUACUGAGCAGCGCCAAAGCCCAGCUCACAGCCCUGCAGCCCGGUCUGGACAUCACACACAUCGGCUGGAUCAUCGAGCAGGUGAGAAACACACACACACACACACACACACACGAUGCAGCAGAGCCUGAUGACUGUGUGUGUGUGUGUGUGUCGCAGGGGUCAGAGCGGCCGAUCCUGGCGGUGUUGACGGACAGAGAUCUGCUGCUGUACACAUCUCUACCUGACAGCAAAGACACGCUCAACAGCCCAGACAAGAGCUAUCCCUUAAUUACCACCAGGUUGGUUCACUCGGGUCCGGGCCGGACUUCAUCGGUGCACGACUCUGAGCUGACGUUCGGUCUGCGUUUGGGCAGUAAACAGGGAGUGGAGACACAUCUGUUCAGAGUGGACACAGCUAAAGAUCUGUCCAUCUGGACACAGCUGCUGGUGGAGGGAUGCCACAGCGCCGCUGAGCUCGUGCAGGAGGUCACCACAGCGUGCAGCUGGAACGGGAAGUCGUGUAUGUUGAGCGUUCACAUAGACAAGGGCUUCUCUCUGUUCACGGAGGAGUCCGGCGUCCGGAGGAACGUCCUUCUCCAGCAGCCCUUCGAGCGUCUGCGCAUGUCCUCCGACGACGGCAUCCGCAUGAUCUUCCUCGACUUCGGAGGACCAGAAGCAGAGAUUCAACUGGAUCUUCAGUCCUGCCCUAAAACCAUGGUGUUCAUCAUUCACUCGUUCCUGUCGGCUAAGGUCAAGCGACUAGGGCUGUUAGCAUGAUGACCUUUAGUGACCGCUGCACAUCAAGCCAAAUCUUCCCUCACAGACUGUCAGCCAUUCACUGAUUAUUUCAUAACGCUGACCUUUCAUUCGUUAUCAUUUUAUUGGUUUGUAUCUCAAAUACAUACGCUAUGAGAGCAGCAACAGAAACACAACAAGAGAUUAACCUCUGUUCCACACCCUACAUAGGCAGCUGUCUACUAAGGGAGCGUCUAGACUGAACUGAUUUAUAAUACUGCAAUAGUACGUGUAAAAAUCUGCAUAAAAUAGUGCAUUGUAAAACAAAAAAACCAAGCUUGUUGCAGUGCAUUCUGGGAUUGCCUUCAAUGCAGACUAUACUCAUGAUGCCUUAAAAGUGCUGUCUAAGAAGGCAGCUCACUAGGUUUUGGAACAGAGCUGCUCUGAUUGUGAAAAGGGCUGAGAAGGAAAAUCUUAUAUAACGGUUGUUUCUAACUUGACUUCCUUCUGACUUUAAAUAUAACCUUUUAAGAAACGUCGUCUUCCAGAAUAUCUGCUUGGAAACUAUGCAUCGAGAGACUCGACCGGCCAAACCCUUACGAAAGAUAAUAAAGGCUAUAUACUAUAUAGCGAAUGUUUUAUUAUAAUUACUAAACUAAACAACUAAAACUCUGAAAUGAGAAUCAUAAUUCAGAUUUAGAGUUGGACAAACCUUCACUGAAAGUAGUUUAAAGUAGUAAUUAAUUUGAAAUAACUGUGUUAUACUGACCUCUAGUGGACAUAAUGAGCACACUGCUGACCUCUAGUGGACAUAAUGGACACACUGCAUACUAGAUUUACCACUGUUGAUGUUAACUUGGUGUUAAAUGAUGCACAAAUAAACAUAAAGUUAUAAAGUAAAUUCAGUUUUAGUUGAUUUAGUAAUUACUUUAAGACAGAACACACUGCGCUGAAUACUCUAUAUUAAAAUGCAAUGCACCUGAUCUCCCUUAUCCAGAUAAAUGCACCAGAAAUAUCAUUUUUAGAUGCCUAAAAGUGACAUUUUUACACAUGCUUGCAUUAAUAAUUCAUAAUAACUUAUGGGAUAAGCAGAUGCUGCGUGCUGAAACAUGUUUAUUGUUUGAAACAGCAGGAAGUGUGCAGUAUUGCAUUGUAAACACAGCCUCUUUUAUGCAAUAUCAUCACGUUUUGUUAUUUUGUUAUAUCUGACUGAUUUGUUUGCGUGUUGAUGGCGCUCUGAUGUAUUCCUCACAUUUUUACCAUGACGUUUGAGUUCUGCGACACGUGGACGACGAUAUGCAAGUGUUUUCUGCUCAGAGAGGGACUUUUACAGCCGGAAAAUAUCCUUCAUGUGGCCUUUUUAAAGCUCUACUAAAUUUUAAUAUAUUAUAAUGCAAACUAAACUGUAGUCAAACUAUGUUAGCUGUCAGACGGGAAAUCAUAUUAUAUCCUUAUUUAAACAAAAGAGUGCCUUUUAGGGUUGUUUGUAUAUAAAACUGCAAUAAAUAUAACUGUUGACUUGA
This is a messenger RNA of Carassius auratus (goldfish), 3077 nucleotides long. Its product is annotated as alpha-1-syntrophin-like. The transcript has 7 exons. The record is from RefSeq and is a predicted model, not a curated record. Gene Ontology annotation, cellular component: intracellular anatomical structure; neuromuscular junction; dystrophin-associated glycoprotein complex. Gene Ontology annotation, molecular function: protein binding; structural molecule activity. Bases 91 to 1596 code for a protein of 501 amino acids. NCBI's taxonomy places the organism in Eukaryota, Metazoa, Chordata, Actinopteri, Cypriniformes, Cyprinidae.